Messenger RNA from Hipposideros armiger (great roundleaf bat), 7083 nucleotides. It is a transcript of the gene ANO8, whose product is annotated as anoctamin 8. The coding region runs from base 325 to 4458 and encodes 1377 amino acids. NCBI's taxonomy places the organism in Eukaryota, Metazoa, Chordata, Mammalia, Chiroptera, Hipposideridae. Gene Ontology annotation, cellular component: plasma membrane. The transcript is spliced from 19 exons. Gene Ontology annotation, molecular function: chloride channel activity. The record is from RefSeq and is a predicted model, not a curated record. Gene Ontology annotation, biological process: chloride transmembrane transport.
CUCUCUGAGGUUACAUGCUGAAGGAUGCCAGGUUGAACUGAACAAAGGGGGGGCUGAAAGGUGUCCUUGGCAGUGUCCUAGGGCAUAUGCUAAGGCCCUGAGGCAGAACCUGCUAUAAUUAUUCACAUUUCAGCUGUGGUGGUUGAAGUCGUUGUUACCCAGAAUCUUCCCAGACCAGGCCUCCCCUGUUCAUGCCUAGUUGUAGUCAAAUCACGCCCAUAUCAGAUUCCAAACGCGUCUUUUCAGAGGGGAAACUCAGGCGGGGAAUCCGGAACGGGCGGAAACGAGACCCAGAAUUCGGCGCGGGCGGGAACAACCUGGGGAAUGCGGUGCGGGCGGGUACGAGCACCAGAAAGUGACGUGGGCGGGCGAGAACGAAACCCAGAAAACAAUACGGGCGGAGUCGAGAACCCCAGAGCGACGUGCGCAGGGCCAAGCUGGAGACUCGAGGUUCGGCGCGGGCGGGGACGAGAAGCAGCGCUCCGGCACGCGGGGACGGCGGCCCGCGCGGGCGGGUGCGGCCUUUGUCUCCACCUACGGCGCGCUCCGCGGCUGCACCCGCCCCAUGCUCCCGCGAUCCCUCGGAGCCCCGGCCGCCCGCUGCCCCUGACCUGCCCUGCCCUCACCAUGGCCGAAGCCGCCUCUGGCCCCGGGGGCACGUCCCUGGAGGGCGAGCGCGGCAAGAGGCCCCCGCCAGAGGGCGAGCCUGCAGCCCCGGCGUCCGGAGUUCUGGAUAAACUUUUUGGAAAGCGGCUCCUGCAAGCUGGUCGAUACCUGGUGUCCCACAAAGCGUGGAUGAAGACUGUGCCCACGGAGAACUGCGACGUGCUGAUGACCUUCCCAGAUACGACGGAUGACCACACGCUGCUGUGGCUGCUGAACCACAUCCGCGUGGGCAUCCCCGAGCUCAUCGUGCAAGUCCGCCACCACCGCCACACGCGUGCCUAUGCCUUCUUCGUUACCGCCACGUAUGAGAGCCUACUCCGAGGGGCCGACGAGCUGGGUCUGCGCAAAGCAGUUAAGGCUGAGUUUGGCGGGGGUACCCGUGGCUUCUCCUGCGAAGAGGACUUUAUCUAUGAAAAUGUGGAGAGUGAGCUGCGCUUUUUCACCUCCCAGGAGCGCCAGAGCAUCAUCCGCUUCUGGCUUCAGAAUCUGCGUGCCAAGCAGGGUGAGGCGCUGCACAACGUGCGGUUUCUGGAGGACCAGCCAAUUAUCCCUGAGCUGGCAGCCCGUGGGAUUAUCCAGCAAGUGUUUCCGGUCCACGAGCAGCGCAUCUUGAACCGCCUCAUGAAGUCAUGGGUGCAGGCUGUGUGUGAAAACCAGCCUCUAGACGAGAUCUGUGACUACUUCGGUGUGAAGAUUGCCAUGUAUUUUGCCUGGCUGGGCUUCUACACAUCGGCAAUGGUGUACCCAGCUGUCUUCGGCUCUGUACUCUAUACAUUCACAGAGGCUGAUCAGACAAGCCGGGAUGUAUCCUGUGUGGUCUUUGCCCUGUUCAACGUGGUCUGGUCGACGCUAUUCUUGGAGGAGUGGAAACGGAGAGGGGCAGAGCUAGCCUACAAGUGGGGGACGCUGGACUCACCCGGGGAAGCCGUGGAAGAACCACGACCCCAGUUCAGGGGCGUGCGACGCAUCAGCCCUGUGACGAGGGCCGAGGAAUUCUACUAUCCACCCUGGAAGCGGCUAUUCUUCCAGCUGUUUGUGAGUGUUCCCUUGUGUCUCACCUGCCUGGCCUGCGUGUUUCUGCUCAUGCUCGGCUGCUUCCAGCUGCAGGAGCUGGUGCUGAGUGUGAAAGGGCUGCCCCGUCUUGCCCGUUUCCUGCCCAAGGUUGUGCUGGCCCUGUUGGUCAGUGUAAGCGCAGAGGGCUAUAAGAAGCUUGCUGUCUGGCUCAACGACAUGGAAAAUUACCGGCUGGAAAGCGCCUAUGAGAAGCACCUCAUCAUCAAGGUCGUCUUGUUUCAGUUCGUCAAUUCCUACCUGAGCCUCUUCUACAUUGGCUUCUACCUCAAGGACAUGGAGCGCCUGAAAGAGCUCCUGCUCGUCCUGUCCCUGUCCCAGAGCCUCGAGCGGCAGCUUCGGGCGGUGCUGGUCCCGCUCGCGGCCCUGCGUUUCCGCCUGCUCCUCCUCUCCCUCCGGGGCCUCCUGCGCCUGGCCCGGGCCAAAAUGCUGGCCACUCUGCUGAUCACCCGCCAGUUCCUCCAGAACGUUCGCGAGGUCCUGCAGCCACACCUGUACCGGAGGCUGGGCCGUGGCGAGCUUGGCCUGCAGGCCGCCUGGGAGCUGGCCCGGGCCCUGCUUGGCCUGCUCAGCCUCCGGCACCCUGCACCCCACCGCCUUGAACCCCAGGCCGAAGAGGGUGGUGGCAGCGGUAGUGGAGGGAGCCGCAGGUGUCUCAGCGGGGGCUGCGGGGCACCUGAGGAGGAGGAGGAGGCUACAGUAGAGCAGCGGCCAGCAGGGGAAGGAGGGGAGAUGGGGGACAGGCUGCGGGGAGGCAAGGAGGAAGAAGAGGAGGAGGAGGAGGAGGAGGACGAGGAGGAGGAGGAUGAGGAAGAGGGUGAAGAGGGUGGCCUCCUGGACUAUGGGCUCCGUCUGAAGAAGGUCAGCUUCGCUGAGCGGGGGGCUGGGCGACACCGGCCUGGCCCAAGCCCGGAAGCCCUCCUGGAAGAGGGUAGCCCCACAAUGGUGGAGAAGGGGCUGGAGCCUGGUGUGUUCACGCUGGCAGAGGAGGACGAUGAGGUGGAGGGGGCUCCUGGCAGCCCUGAGCGGGAGCCCCCAGCUGUCCUACUCCGCCGGGCCGGGGGUGAGGGCCGUGACCAGGGGCCAUACGGGGGGCCAGAGCCAGAGCCUGGCUCAGGUGACUCGACCCGGAGGCAGCAGCGGCGACAGAACCGGUCCUCUUGGAUUGACCCGCCCGAGGAGGAGCACUCACCCCAGCUCACCCAGGCUGAGCUUGAAAGCUGUAUGAAGAAGUAUGAGGACACGUUCCAGGACUACCAGGAGAUGUUCGUGCAGUUUGGCUAUGUCGUGCUCUUCUCGUCCGCCUUCCCCCUGGCUGCACUGUGCGCCCUGAUCAACAACCUCAUUGAGAUCCGCAGUGAUGCCCUCAAGCUGUGCACAGGGCUGCAGCGGCCCUUCGGGCAGCGGGUUGAAAGCAUCGGCCAGUGGCAGAAGGUGAUGGAGGCCAUGGGUGUCCUGGCAAUCGUAGUGAACUGCUAUCUCAUUGGCCAGUGCGGGCAGCUGCAGCGCCUCUUCCCCUGGCUCAGCCCUGAGGCAGCCAUCGUGUCCGUGGUGGUGCUCGAGCACUUCGCUCUGCUUCUCAAGUACCUUAUCCACGUGGCCAUCCCUGACAUCCCAGGCUGGGUAGCUGAGGAAAUGGCUAAGCUUGAGUACCAGCGCCGGGAGGCCUUCAAGAGACAUGAGCGCCAGGCCCAGCACCGCUUCCAGCAGCAGCAGCGGCGACGGCGGGAAGAGGAGGAACGCCAGCGCCACGCAGAGCACCAUGCCCGGCGGGAGCGCGACACAAGCGGCCGGGAGGAGGCGCGAGCUGAGGGCUCUGGGCUGGACCCCACUGCCCCUGAUAAGGCUUCAGCCAAGACCAAAGGCAGUGGGGCAGGUGGCCACGGGCCGGAGCGGCCCAAGCGCCCAGGGUCUCUACUGGCACCCAACAAUGUCAUGAAGCUGAAGCAGAUCAUCCCACUACAGGGCAAGUUCCUGUCGUCAGGGGCUGCGUCCUCCCUGGCAGGCACGGGGCCCAGCCCCGCCACCCGGCUGCCCCCGGCCCAGUCGCCCACAGGCAGUGACACCCGCCUGCCCGCCUUCCUCAGCUUCAAGUUCCUCAAAUCGCCAGAGACUCGGCGAGACCCCGAACGCAGCCACUCACCACCCAAGGCCUUCCACGCCGGCAAGCUCUUCCCCUUUGGCGGGGCCCGGGCUGAGACCGGGGCCAAUGGGGCGGGCGGGCAGGCCCGGCUGGAUGGGACUCCCGGCGGUGGCAGUGGCAGCGGCAGUGGCCGGUCUCAGUGCAGUGGGCCGGUGGAUGAGGCUGCAGCUGAGGAGCCGGACGUCCCCCGGCCUGAAGAGGAAGGCUCAGGGACAGCGCUGGCCCACGCGGGCGCCCCUGCCCUUCACACCCACCGCAGCCGGAGCCCCGCGCCAUCAACACCAACGCCGCUGCCCCGGCCCCCGACGCCGCCCACCGGCUGCUGGCAGUGGGACGGGCCAUGGGGCUGCGGGGGUGAGGGUGCCGCCCCCCGCCAGGCCCCCACCGCCAACACCGAGUGCCCACCCUGUGCCCUGGCCGGGCCCCCACCUGCCCCCCAGCCCCUGCCGGGGGACACCAGCUUCUACAGCCUCGCGCCUCCGCCGCUACCGCCUUCCUCCGAGCCUCCGGCGCCCUCGCCCAGCCCCAGCCCCAGCCCCAGCCCCCAGGCCGUUUGCUGGCCCAGCGGCUGGCACUAGCUCCGCCCGGCCUCCUGCCUUCCUGUUCACAUGCAAUAGCAGCCUAGGACGGGCGGCCGCCACCCAGGAAAUGCUUUGACCCCUCGGCCCCCAGUAUUGGCUGCCCCCUCCAAAGGGCAAAGGCCCGGGCAUCCCUAUCUGCCGUUUUCCUUUUGACUGGAUGGGGGAAAUGAAAGGAAACACCCCCAAAAAAACAACAGAAAACAGAAUAAUCGAUUAUUUAUUUGUUUUUAAUUUAUUUUGUCAUAUUUUUGUAAAACGGCAGAAAUGCAAUAAAAAGUAUAUUUCAACAGUGCCCGGGGAUGGAGCAGUGGAAUUGGGGCUCAGAAGGCCCAGUGACUUGAGGUUGGUGCUGGCUCUUGGGGCCUAGUGGGCCUAGGGUGAGUGCCCCUCCAGUCCUGUGACCUUGGUGCCUCCUCCUAAAAACUGGGUCUCCAGGCCAUGGAAAACAGAUUGCGGCCUCUGAGACGGCCCAGAUUUGGGGACCAACUCCAGGCAUGGGGCCCCUGGGAGGAGCAGCAGAGCCUCAGGCCUUGUCUUCAACCUCCUAGACAAAGGAAGAAAUCUCAAAGUGCUGAAGGAACUCGGCAGUUUGGGUGCCAGGCCUGGGAGUCAGCUUCCGCCCUGCAGGGUGACACAGUCCUCUCAGGUGCAUUUUCUGGCACAUCUGCCUCCCAGGCUGCCAUCUGAGGAGCCAGGGGCCAUAGGAAGAACUUAAAAGUAUGAAAAUCGAAAGGCACCUUGUGCCUGAGUUGGAAAGUUGAGGGAAUAUUCCAGAGAUCCCCUGACAGAUGGGGUGGUGGUGGCGCAUGGCUAAGAUGCCCCACUGUGGGAUGGUUGUCAGACCAGUCACUGGGUCUCAUCCCUGGGUGAUCAGGAACGGAUGGGGCUCUCCAUACCUCAAAUGUGUCCACAUCCAAAGUCUCAGAGCCCGACGGGGCCCUGUCCCAGGGCUGGAGUAGUCAGUGUCAGGAAGGGGCACUGAGAGGGGGGGGGGGACUGUGAAAGAAAUCGGGUUCACUGAAGGCAGGAGAGCAGCCUGUGCAAAGGCACAGAGGUGUGGAAAGGCAGAGUUAGGUGUUUGGGAGAGCAGAGGAGUUAGGGGGGCCCCGAGGGCAGGAGUGAGUGGAGGCCAGCUUCGGGGCCUGCACCCGAGACCACAGGGAAGUCUGGGUUGGGCAUGGCUGUGGGACCCCUACCCACCAACACCAUGGAUAGCAUUGGCAGGAUGCAAAGGGGCUGGGGAGGUGAGUGCAGGUACUGCCUGCUCUUGCUCUGCCCUGUGGCUUUGGAGCUGAAUUCCCGCCAACUUCUCAGUUACUAACCAUCAGCAAUGCCAAGUGCCUGCCCAGGGUCAGACCAGCCCCUGGGACGGGAUUCCAAGCAAGUCUGAGAGCCUCAGCAUAACCACAGUCAAGCCUGCCUUUUCCUGAGCACCUGCCUUGUCACCACAGGGACCCAACAUUGCACCCAUUGCAUGGCUACCACCUGAACUGGGAGGUGAAGCCUCUGGCCCCAUAACACAGCUGAAUGGCCUAGCCUGGAACCUUCUACCAUGGGAGGCGCUGGGCAACCCAAACCUGAGCAGUCUGGCUCAGGAAGGGCCCUUCACAGGGAUAAUCUAGGGCAGGCACCCCCUCCAGCUCCAUGGUCCAAUCCCUCACCACCCUCAGCUCUGACACGGCAGCCCCUGCUCAGGGCAGCCCCAACUAGGGAGCUUGGGGUGCUCAGAGAGCAGCAGUACUCCCUUGGGCCCUGGGCCCAGUGCUCAGGGCCUUGAACCUUCUGCCUGGAGCCUGAACACCCCCUAUGUCCCGCCGCACUCCGUGCCUCCUCUUGGAACCGGGGGCAUGAAGCCAGGCCACCUGGGCUGUCUCCAGCGGCCUGCGGACAUGCCGCCAUGCUCGCCAAUGUCCUGGGCGUGGCGUCCACCACAGCGCUGUUGUUGGUGGUGUCAACCAUCUCUUGGGGGCAUCAUGAUCCUCGGGGACACUUGACAGGUGAGGCAAAAGGGUGGGUCCAGGCAGGUCUUAGCUCUGAGCUAGGUGGCCACAACAGGCCCCCAAGAGAAUCCAGCUGCUCCUGGGGCCCCAGCAAUUGGGGGGCCCCUCUUGGCUCCUCUUGGUGAUGAUGGGACAACUUUCAGUGGCUCCAUCCUCUGGGGCUGAGGCAUGUGGAGCAAAGACUCAAAGUCAAAUAGGAAAGAUCCUUUUAUUGGGGUGGACACGGAGCACGAACAAGUCCAUGAUAAAAUGACUUAAGAGAAAGAUCCAGAAGGGCCGACUUCUCUCUCCCAUUGGUGCCAGCUCAGAACAAGGUCUGAGCACAGAAUAGGUCUCAGUGGAACGCGAGUCAAGGCCAAGUCUUUAAGGCCAGACUGAUGAGUGGGAACGGGGAGAAGGGUCCCACCCCUGCCGCCCAGCCGAAGCAUGGCCUGUCUCUAGACCCUCGCAGACACACUCUGGUUCUCCGGAGGACUGGGGGGGUAGAAGGAGGGGAUCUGGAGGGAGGUGAUAACAAUGUUGUUUUUUAAGAAGCAUCUACCAACAUCACACUACUGGGUCUGACGUCCCCUUUAACCAUCGCUCGGUACAUUUUACAGCAUAAAUAAAGACUCAAGGAAAA